AUGAUUCCCAUAAAUGUUCAGUCGACGUCAAAUUUAGUUAUACCCGUUGUGCUUUGGGGCAGAAGUGCACCGAAACACCGCAUAAGUUGCAUUCGAUCACUGCCUGAUACAAAGACUAUUGUUACAGGAACUUUUGAUGGCGAAUUAAUAAUUUGGGAAAACAUCAGUUCCGUAUUGAAUGCGAAGUUAUUGCUUAUUGGUCAUGAAAGAUGCGUUACAUGCUUAUCACCAACCUCGCUUGCUUCCUCUUCAACUCGUUUCAUAAGUUCUUCAUCUGAUGGACAAAUAAUUUUAUGGGAUAGUACUGAUGGUCGGUGCAUUGAUAGCGUUUUCACAAAUUAUAUUCAUCGACGCAUCGCACUUUAUUCCAUUCGGUCAGCUGAUUUCCAUACAUGCAGGUUAUACUGUUUGGGAGAUUAUUCGGAAAUUGUUGUACUCGAUCCACAAGAUUUAAAUAUUCUUUUUACUCUCGGAUCACGUGUUGAACCUGACUGGUUAUCCGCAAUUACCUUUGCAAGACCUUCAAAUUCUUCUGAUAUGGUGAUUGGAGUUUCAUUUAGUGGGAUGAUUAAAAUAUGGCAUUUGAUAGAAAUUGAUAAAAAAGAUAACGCGCAACCGUUAUAUGAAUAUGAAUCAAAAAAUAUUGAUGAUAACGAAAUUUUAUCUAUUUCUUGGUCACAAGCAAACCCAUCUGUAUUUUUACUGGUUACGAGUAAUUCGUGGCAGAUGUUUUCUUUAACUGAUCUUAAUCGUCUUUAUGCUUUUGAUUGUGUUGAUCAACUCUGCGAUGGGUCGUUUUUAUACAGUAAUGUGGUUGCUGUUGCAUGUUCUUCGGGUGUGAUCAAAUUAUACUUGCUUCCUGACAGUGUCGUGAAAGAUUUGGAUGAGGAAAAGAAUCCUAUUAAAAAAGCCACUAUUAUUUCUGUUAUUGGUGAAAAUUCACCUUUAAAGAAUGGGUAUUCGAAUUACGUUUCAUUUUAUUUCAAUGUUGGAACGAAUGAUGCAUCAGAUCUAAUAUAUCGUGCUGAUAUUGGUGGUAAUAUAUAUGCUUGGAAAAUUUCCGAUAUUAUUGCAAAUUAUGAGAGAAAAAGUGAGAAUCAUAGUCUGAGACCUUCACAAGCAAAUCUCACUAAUUUAUGGGAUAAAUUUAAUUGUCCCCCGCCAUCUUUAAUGGACAAUGAAGAAGGCCAGAAAAUAACUGCAAUACUUUAUAUCAGUUUACAAGGCCGUUUAGUGCUUGGUCGUGAUGAUGGAUCCAUUUUGAUUAUGUAUGCAUGUGAUGCGUUAUCCAAGCAGUUGCUUGAAAAUGAAUCAGCAGAACAUUCACGGUAUGAUCGGCAAAUAUUCGUUUCCGGGUCAGUCGAUUUUUCCGUUAUUGUGUGGAACAUCAAUACAGGAUCGCGUUUAUUUCGCUUCUGUGUCCAAGGAGGGCCCAUUUUGCGAUUUCUUAUUCCACCUUAUAAUUGUAACGCACGCAUUUUGCGUUCAAUUUGUUCUGUUGCUGGCGAUAAUUCAGUAGCUUUGCUUUCUCUAAAAGAAAAUAAGUGCCUUUUAUUAGCUAGUCGUCAGUUGUUUCCUGUUGUUGAAAUCAAAUGGCGACCACUCGAUGAUUUCAUGCUUUUAAAAUGUGAAGAUGAUUCGGUUUAUAUUUGGCAAAUGGAUACAGCAAAUCUGGAGCGUGUGGUGACUGGUACAAUAUCUGAGGAAAUUCUUUCUGCUUGUGAAGAACAAGUAGGUAUAAUAGAAGGAGAUGAUGAAGCUGGUGCGUCUCAAGCAAUUCAAAUGCUUCGUGCAUUCCGCAAUAAAAAUAUUAAUGCUGUGCGACAGAUUGCCAGUGGUGGUCAGGAAGAAAAAUCGAACAUUCCGAUUACUUCAGAGAAAGGAACUGAUCUGCCUCCUCCUAUGGCAAUUAUGCCUCUAAGAAAAGUUUCAGAUACGGCAUAUAUUAUUCUUUUCAAUAUCGAUUCUAUCAUUGUUGGCCUUCAAUCUAUUGAAAAUGAAGCUUCACCAACUGAAAUGGAAAAUAAAUCUCUAUCAACGAUUUUGAAAAACAAGCCGCAUGAACCUCGACCGGCGCGUAUUGUUUGGCAGACAGAAUCUAAUCUUCAUUUGGAUGUUGCAAAAUUUUGCCUUAGCCUUUUACACGCAUGGACUUUGGAUGCUGAUCUUGAUGCUGUUUGUUUAAAAAGUCUUCGUCUUUCUAAGCCACUAAUGCCUCUUAAUUUCGGUAUUGCUUCUCGUCAAGGAUAUAUAUCGGUCCUUUUACCCACAGAAGCGCAAAAUUGCUGCCCUUAUCCAGAAAUCAAUUUAUUUGAUCAGUUUUCUUCAAAUUUUCAUUGGAGCUUGAAUAGCUCGCUUUCAACCAUUCAUUUAAUGGCGAUAAUAUCUCUAGCAAAUACUUUAUUAUCACUUCGAGAAGCAUCCGUUGUUCCAAAUACAAAAAGAGGUUUGAUUAGGAAAACAUCAUCUUCACGAUCCGCAAGCUCAGACACAACUGGAAAUGAAAAUCAAUUAAAGCAAGGCUGGUCUUUAUUAGCUGCAAUGCACUGUUGUCUUCUUCCUGAUCUUGUUAAGUCGAAAGCAGUCUAUUGCUCACCUCGCAUUGAACUGUUGGCUAGGAGAUGGCAGGAUCGUUGUUUAGAAAUACGCUUGGCUGCACAAGCACUUCUUACUCGUGAACUUAACAGAAUGGGUAUGAAAGGGCGGAAGCGUUUGAUGGAGUCUUGGGCUCCAUUUCUCCCUACACUUCUCGAUCCUACAUUAUCUAUUUUUGGUGCUCGAACAGCAACUGCAUCGAUGAAUAUGGCUCCACCAUGUGCCGUUCAACCUCCACCUAUCCCACCUCGCAGUGGUCGUAUUCCUCUACCAGCUGCCACCAUGAAUGUGGAAGCAAAACUGGAAAUGGAAACAGGCUUGCAACAAAUUCGUCGAAAUCAAGCCACCGCAGUAAUUCUGUUUGGUGUUAUUGGUGCAGAUUUUCCUGAUGAGUUAAAUAGGUUGGAAUUGUCAAGAGCAACAGCACAGUCAUUACUUGAACUUCUAAUUGCUCCACCUUCUGCAUUACUUCCAAUGCAUUCUCCACUUCGUCGUGCAGCUAUUGACCUUAUAGGUCGAGGUUUUUGUAUCUGGCAACCACAUUUUGAUAUCACCAAAGUUUUGCUUGGACUUCUGGAUUUAUCGGCAUGCAGCGAAAAAUACAAUCUAGAAAAAGCUGCAAUUCUGGAACCAGCAGUUGAUGCCUGUCGAACAGCUCGUCAUGCUUUGAGUCUUAUCGCAUCAUUACGUCCUCCUGCUCUUAUAACUGCUUUAAGUAAAGAGAUUGCUAAGGAUGACGCACAAGCUAUAUCGUUCGGUAAUUUGUUCCAGUAA
Molecule: messenger RNA, 3369 nt
Organism: Dracunculus medinensis (Guinea worm)
Lineage: Eukaryota; Metazoa; Nematoda; Chromadorea; Rhabditida; Dracunculidae
Source: the annotation of a GenBank genome assembly